CAUGCAUCAGAUUGUUCAGAUCAGUGUGGCUCUGGUAAACAUUGUCUGGAUCAUUUUCUUUUCAACACUAGACCCUUUUUUAGUUUUUAUACAAAAAAGAAGCAGCAGCUCUGAAAAGGAUAUUCUCAUGAGGGAAUUCUGUGUUCAGCCUUCCUUUGAUUUGAACUGGAAACCAACUCCAAUGCAAAUUAACAACACCAGCAGAACACUGCCGGCAAGGGGGGACACCAAUAGCUCGCAGAAUGAAGAAGUCAACUAUAUUGACAAGAGUCCUACGUCUGCUACACCUAAAAUGACAAUGAACAUCAACUCACUAGUAAAGCCAAAAAUCAAAAUGAACCCACCUGUGAAGGAGGAUUUGAGCCCCAAGCCAAGGCGUCCACCUAACAGUCCGAAGGUUGCUCUUACCUGUUGCUUCAUAUUUUCAACAAGAAUGUUGGCAAAAAAAAUUAUCCGUUCAUACUUCAUUACCAGCCCCCACUGUCGGAAGACUGCGGUCUUGUUUGUCACAAUGACAGGUAGUCGUAUCUGUGUGAAUCCAAGGCUCUUGUGGGUCCAAAGGAUCAUAGAGGAUCUAGACAAAGAAACAUUUUAAAGUGACCAACAGCUCUACGCUUACGUUGCUUCUGCUUAAUGUAGAGAUUAUGACUAUUUUAUGUAUUCAUAAUUUUUGUCUGUUUUUGCUUAUUAAUAAAAACACCUACCAGCCUCUA
Molecule: messenger RNA, 713 nt
Organism: Girardinichthys multiradiatus
Lineage: Eukaryota; Metazoa; Chordata; Actinopteri; Cyprinodontiformes; Goodeidae
Product: C-C motif chemokine 13-like
Exons: 6
Coding region: 2-595 (197 amino acids)
Biological process (GO): cellular response to interleukin-1; G protein-coupled receptor signaling pathway; cellular response to tumor necrosis factor
Cellular component (GO): extracellular region
Molecular function (GO): CCR chemokine receptor binding; chemokine activity
Source: RefSeq, a predicted model, not a curated record